Messenger RNA from Cinclus cinclus, 1881 nucleotides. Its product is annotated as flavin-containing monooxygenase 5-like. Lineage: Eukaryota; Metazoa; Chordata; Aves; Passeriformes; Cinclidae. The coding region runs from base 16 to 1611 and encodes 531 amino acids. The transcript has 8 exons. Gene Ontology annotation, molecular function: N,N-dimethylaniline monooxygenase activity; NADP binding; flavin adenine dinucleotide binding. The record is from RefSeq and is a predicted model, not a curated record.
GCGGUGGAGCGCAGCAUGGCAAAGAAGGUGGCCAUCAUCGGCGGGGGCAGCAGCGGGCUGUGCGCCAUCAAAGCCUGCCUCCAGGAGGGGUUGGAGCCCGUCUGCUUCGAGAGGACUGGCGACAUCGGAGGCCUCUGGAGGUUUGAGGAGUGCCCCGAGGACGGCCGUGCCAGCAUCUACCGCUCCGUCAUCAUCAACACCUCCAAGGAGAUGAUGUGCUUCAGCGACUUCCCCAUCCCCGAGGACUUCCCCAACUACAUGCACAACUCCAAGAUCAUGGAGUACUUCCGCAUGUACGCCCAGCACUUCGACCUGCUGCGCCACAUCCGCUUCAGGACCAGCGUGUGCCGCGUGUCCAAGCGCCCCGACUUUGCCAGCAGCGGGCAGUGGGAGGUGGUGACGGAGAGUGAGGGCAAGCAGGAGGCAGCCGUCUUCGACGCCGUGCUGGUGUGCAGUGGGCACCACACCGACGCACAUCUCCCGCUCAGCUCCUUCCCAGGAAUUGAGAAGUUCAAGGGCCGCUACCUCCACAGCCGAGACUACAAGGAUGCUCAGGCUUUCACAAACAAAAGGGUUGUUGUCAUCGGGAUCGGGAAUUCGGGAUCAGAUCUGGCUGUGGAGAUCAGCCAAACAGCCCAGCAGGUCUUCCUCAGCACCCGCCGUGGUGCGUGGAUCCUCAACCGUGUUGGAGAUCAGGGUUACCCGAUUGACACCAUCUUAACCACUCGCUUGAAGAGAUUCCUGCAGGAGCUGCUCAGCUUAUCCAUGGCAUGUGACUACAUGGAGAAAAAGCUGAAUGCCAGGUUCGACCACUCACGUUAUGGCCUGAAGCCAAAGCACAGGGUCUUUCACCAGCACCCGACCAUCAACGAUGACCUGCCCAACCGCAUUAUUUCAGGCAGGGUGCGGGUGAAGCCAAACAUCCAGGAGUUCACGGAGACGUCUGCCAUCUUUGAGGAUGGCACCAGGGAAGAUGUCGAUGCCGUGGUUUUUGCCACAGGAUACAGCUUCUCCUUCCCAUUCCUCGAGGGCUGCGUGAAGGUGGUGGAGAACCAGAUUUCCCUCUACAAAUAUGUGUUUCCCCCUGACCUGGAGAAGCCGACGCUGGCUUUCAUUGGCCUCAUCCAGCCCCUGGGUGCUAUCAUGCCCAUCUCAGAGCUCCAGUGUCGCUGGGCCACCCGUGUCUUCAAAGGGCUGAAUGAGCUGCCCCCACGGCAUGACAUGGAGGCUGACAUUGAGCAGAAGAAAGAAGCGAUGGCAAAGCGGUACGUGAAGAGCCAGCGGCACACCAUCCAGGUGGAUUACAUCCCUUACAUGGACGAACUCGCCUGCCAGCUGGGGGUCAAGCCCAGCCUGCUCACGCUGUUCCUCACGGACCCCAGGCUGGCGGCAGAGGUGGCCUUCGGUCCCUGCACACCGUAUCAGUACCGGCUGCGGGGCCCGGGCGCGUGGGCCGGUGCCAGGGCCGCCAUCCUCACCCAGCGGCAGCGCAUCCUCAAACCCCUGCAGACACGACAUGUGGAAGAGAGCACCUCAGCCCCUGUCAUUCCCCUAAUCUUCAAGCUGGUUGGGGUGAUGGCCAUCCUGGCAGCUGCUUUUGCUUAUUUGUAGGUGCCCUGCAAGCACAGGAAGGGAGGCUUUACAGUGUGCUGUGGGACUUGGUGUGCACCCCAGUGGUGGCAGAAACCUUCCUCUUGCCUGGCAUGGCCCAGCUGUGACCACAUGAUGAGCUAGGGAUGCACAGAACCUCCACAGCUGCCAAAAUAAUGCUUAGGCUCCUACUCUGCACCUCCCCUUCGGGAGUGCUGUUAUGUACAGAGGAGGAAACACGGUCACUGCAGGCUAAAUUCCAGUCCCUCUCAGCCAGCGCUCCAGGCUUUU